GGUGGAAAAGCGAAUACUGUCUAGCUAACUUCCAUUUACAACAUGGGUUCUACGUCGAUUCCGUGUUUGUGGAUUACAUUUUUCCUUCAUUUAUGUAGUUUGAUGAACACUGGAAAAGCGCAGAAUGCGAAAGAAGUGAUUCUGUUGGAUUCCAAGGCACAGCAGACAGAGCUGGAGUGGAUAUCUUCUCCUCCUGGUGGGUGGGAAGAGAUCAGCGGGUUGGAUGAAAACUACACCCCCAUUCGCACAUACCAGGUUUGUCAGGUCAUGGAGCCCAAUCAGAACAACUGGCUUCGGACUAGCUGGAUAGAGAAGGGCGAUGCCCAGAGGAUUUUUGUGGAACUGAAGUUCACGUUGAGGGAUUGUAACAGUUUACCCGGUGUGGUGGGCACGUGCAAGGAGACAUUCAACUUGUAUUACCAGGAAACCGAUUCGGAGGUCGGCAGGAAUAUACGAGAGAACCAGUACGUGAAAAUUGACACAAUCGCAGCAGAUGAGAGCUUUACUCAGGGGGACCUGGGAGAGAGGAAGAUGAAGCUGAAUACAGAAGUGCGCAUCAUUGGGCCGCUGUCCAGACGAGGGUUUUACCUGGCCUUCCAGGAUGUAGGGGCAUGCAUCGCUCUGGUCUCUGUCAAAGUUUAUUACAAGAAGUGCUGGUCCAUCAUUGAGAACCUGGCCACUUUCCCAGACACUGUUACGGGAUCAGAAUUCUCCUCUCUGGUCGAGGUCGAGGGCAUGUGUGUCAGUGACGCCGAGGAGGAGGCCGAUAACGCUCCCAAGAUGCACUGCAGCGCAGAGGGAGAAUGGCUGGUGCCUAUAGGGAAAUGUAUAUGCAAAGCUGGAUUUCAUCAGAAGGGCGAUGCAUGUGAACCAUGUGGCCGUGGGUUCUACAAGUCCUCGUCCCAGGACCUGCAGUGUUCGCGCUGCCCAGCACACAGCUACAAUGACCGGGAGGGCUUGUGGCGCUGCGACUGUGAGGACGGCUACUACCGGGCACACUCAGACCCACCCUCUGUGGCCUGCACAAGACCUCCCUCGGCACCACAGAACCUGGUUUACAACAUCAACCAGACCACCGUCAGCCUGGAGUGGAGCCCGCCGGCCGACAUGGGCGGUCGCAACGACGUCACCUACAGGAUUAUGUGCCGGCGCUGCAGCUGGGAGCCCGAGGAGUGCGUGCCGUGCGGGGGGAACGUGGGAUACUCCCCCCAGCAGGCGGAAUUAGUGGACACCUACGUAAAUGUGGUGGACCUACUGGCCCACGCCAACUACACCUUUGAGGUGGAGGCCGUCAACGGGGUCUCUGACCUCAGCCGCACCCAGAGGCUGUUUGCCGCAGUCAGCGUCGCCACCAGUCAAGCAGCUCCCUCCCAAGUCAGUGAGGUGAUCAGGGAGAGAGUGCAGCAGCGAAGCGUCCAGCUCUCCUGGCAGGAGCCUGACCAGCCCAACGGAGUCAUCACUGAAUAUGAGAUUAAGUACUACGAAAAAGACCAGAAGGAUCGUAUCUACUCCACAGUGAAGUCCAGAUCCACGUCAGCCACAGUGAACAAUCUGAAGCCCAGCACAGCCUACGUGUUUCAAAUCCGAGCCUUCACCACGGCCGGAUACGGCACCUACGGCCCCCGGCUGGAGGUCACUACCAAGGAGGAGGCCUCAGGUACCAGCAGAACACAUGCACAGGCAGAGAUGAUUACAUCCACCAUUGUCUCCAGCGAGCAGAACCCCGUCAUCAUCAUCGCGGUGGUGGCCGUGGCGGGAACCAUCAUCCUGGUCUUCAUGGUGUUUGGCUUCAUCAUUGGGAGAAGGCACUGUGGCUACAGCAAGGCAGACCAGGAAGGAGACGAGGAGCUGUAUUUUCAAUUUAAAUUUCCAGGCACCAAAACAUACAUUGACCCUGAAACCUACGAGGACCCGAACAGGGCUGUCCAUCAAUUUGCCAAAGAGCUGGACGCGUCCUGCAUUAAGAUUGAGCGAGUUAUUGGAGCAGGAGAGUUUGGGGAGGUGUGUAGUGGACGGAUGAAACUCCCAGGGAAACGGGACACGUCAGUGGCCGUUAAAACCUUGAAGGUGGGCUACUCUGAGAAACAGAGGAGAGACUUCCUUUGUGAGGCCAGCAUUAUGGGCCAGUUUGACCAUCCCAAUGUUGUCCAUCUGGAGGGAGUGGUGACCAGAGGAAAACCGGUGAUGAUUGUGAUUGAAUAUAUGGAAAACGGCUCAUUAGAUGCUUUCCUCAGGAAACACGAUGGUCAGUUCACAGUGAUCCAGUUAGUGGGAAUGCUGCGGGGCAUAGCAGCGGGGAUGAGAUAUCUCUCUGACAUGGGAUACGUCCAUCGAGAUCUGGCUGCACGAAACAUCCUUGUCAACAGCAAUCUCGUAUGUAAAGUAUCUGACUUCGGCCUGUCAAGAGUGAUCGACGAUGAUCCCGAGGCUGUCUACACAACAACGGGUGGAAAGAUACCUGUUCGAUGGACAGCAAUGGAAGCCAUCCAGUACCGUAAAUUCACUUCCGCUAGUGAUGUGUGGAGUUAUGGCAUUGUCAUGUGGGAAGUCAUGUCCUAUGGGGAACGGCCUUACUGGGACAUGUCCAAUCAAGAUGUGAUAAAGGCCAUAGAGGAGGGGUACCGCCUCCCUGCUCCCAUGGACUGCCCUCCAGGCCUGCACCAGUUAAUGCUGGACUGCUGGCAGAAAGACAGGGCUGAUCGACCCAAAUUUGAUCAAAUAGUUGGCAUCCUUGAUAAGAUGAUUCGCAAUCCCAAUACCUUAAAAACCCCUUUGGGAACAUGCACAAGACCGAUUAGUCCCCUGUUAGAUCAGAGCACACCAGACUUCACGUCGUUCCGCUCGGUGGGGGAGUGGCUGGAGGCCAUCAAGAUGGAGAGAUACAAAGACAACUUCACCGCCGAAGGCUACAGCUCACUGGAAUCUGUGGCCAGGAUGUCAAUCGAGGAUGUGAUGAGCUUGGGGAUCACUUUAGUGGGACAUCAGAAGAAGAUCAUGAGCAACAUACAGACUAUGAGAGCCCAGAUGCUAAAUCUCCACGGCACGGGCAUCCAGGUGUGAUGAUAGACUACAGUGCCCCCUGUGGACAGGGGGGCAAAGAGCUAUCUAGAGCAGCGCUAGGGCAGAACUUCCCAGGAUAAUCAUAAAAAAUCAUGUGACGUGACGUCGUCUCCUGUGUCUGACUCUUGUUUUUCCGGAUGUUUCGGAAUUAAAAUCAUUCCUUUGUUCCUUGGCAAAGGAUUUAACCCCUCUUUAGAACGGGUACUAAGGAGAGAUUGAGAGAAUACUCCCUGGACAUGAUGCCGCUCUGAGAAACUCAACCACAAAUAGAGAUGGAGCUUUGGAAAAGGAGUUUUAUCCAUAUUACCUUGUUCUUUUAACCUUGUGAAUUUUUUGGGGGGAGGGCACCAUGAAAAUGGAUUUCACUUAAAAAAGAAAAAAAAUCCCCCUGAAACUUUUUUCCCUUGCAGUGUUUAUUUAAAAUAUUUUUUAUUCUAGUUUGUUCAUUUUGUUAGUUUCAGAAGGCACAGUGAUAUGGUGUGAUACGUACAGUAAUCUAACAUUUUUCUUUCGCGUUACAAUUUUUUCUUCCUUUUAUUUUGGACUUGACAACAGGGUAAACGUUCCCAUCCAAAAGGACAGGGAGGAUGAAUAUGGUGUCUGAACAUUUUGGUGGAGAUGAUUUAGAGGUACUUUGACCAGUUUGUCUUGAGACACUACUGCCUGUUUUAACUGUUUGCAGUGAGUUGUGUUUUUUCUCCCUGAUGCUUUUGAAGUGGAAAUGGUAUCCUGCACCUCAGAUCAGUGACUUCAAGGAUAGUAGUAUUCACUUGGUUGUUUCAAGCUUGCAGGAGUGGCUUGUUGUAUGAAUUUUUCUGGAGACAGAUGCUCUCGUUGUAUAAUGAAAACAUUUCAAAUUUGUAUGUAGGAAUUGCGAAACAGUAUGACACCAACAAGGCAAAUCGAUUUCAGAUUGAUCACAACUUUUAUAUCUAAUAUCAAGCAUCAAAUUGGCAAUGUUUAUGUUUAUCACAUUAAUCAUUUUACCUUAUUGUCCAAUAUACUUUCAAUCUGAAAUGUUUUGUUUAAUUAUUUAUUUGAACGUUACCAGACAGCAAUAUAGAAAGGUUGUAUUGAAACUUAAAGAGACUUGAUCCACCGCAAAGGGUUUGAAAUGCCGAAACAAACAUAUUUUUUGUUGUUGCAGCAAAUGGUUUCCUAUUUUGGUGAAUACAGUUGUGGAGGGUGAAUCUAUGAAAGGCUGUGUAUGUACUUUCUACAAGUAAUUCUCCCUUAAAACUAAUUUAUUCCCAUUAUUAGUUUUUUUGCGAUUC
Messenger RNA from Salvelinus namaycush (lake trout), 4334 nucleotides. Its product is annotated as ephrin type-A receptor 7-like. The record is from RefSeq and is a predicted model, not a curated record. Gene Ontology annotation, cellular component: neuron projection; plasma membrane. The transcript has 17 exons. NCBI's taxonomy places the organism in Eukaryota, Metazoa, Chordata, Actinopteri, Salmoniformes, Salmonidae. Gene Ontology annotation, biological process: axon guidance; cell surface receptor protein tyrosine kinase signaling pathway; protein phosphorylation. Gene Ontology annotation, molecular function: protein binding; ATP binding; transmembrane-ephrin receptor activity. The coding region runs from base 43 to 3060 and encodes 1005 amino acids.